AUGAUGCCAGGUGGCAACGCCCCCAAACCUCCCCAUUCCGGCCCCUCCCACCACCGCAAAUCCCGAUGGGAUUCCUCCGCCGCCGCCGCAGCAGCUGCCGCGGCCGCGGCCGCCUCCAAAUCCAAACCGUCUCCUAACUCCGGCGCAGCUUCACAGCCGAAACCCCGGCCGGAGAACCCAUCUCCAAGGCCCGGAAAUCCCAAUUCCGCAGCCGGGCCGAGCUCGGUGUUCCCUUUCAACGAACCACCACCGCCCCCGUCUUAUGGAUUUCACAUGCUGGAUCGCCGGAGCAUCGUCCUCGCCGAUGGCUCCGUGCGCUCUUACUUCGCUUUGGCACCUGAUUAUGAGAAUUUCGCGCAUAUGUCGCGACCCGCAUUCCGGCCCGGAUUCAUUGGCCAGAGCGAAUUCGGGCUUGAUCGGCCGCCUUUUCCGAUGAGCCCUGAUUUCCGCGGUCCGGAUGGUAGGGCCCGCAAUCCUGAAUACCGGAAUGUGGGGCUUGAGAAUUCGUUGAAACGGAAAUUUGGGGAAGAUGAGAGGGGCGGGAGGGAUGAUGGGUUUGAUAGGCAGAGGCAACAGCUUUUGCAGUAUGGUAAGGUGAACGGGCCGGGCCCUAGUGUUGGGUACGAUUUGGGGAGAGGUGAAGAUGCGAGAGCUGCUAAGAACAUGAGAUAUAAUGAGGGAAGUUCGAGCAAGCUUAGGCAUAGCGAGGUCGAUCAGAAUGCAUUAAAGGUGGCAUUUUUGCAUUUCGUGAAGUUGGUUUUUGAGAAUGCCAAUCAGAAAAAGAGUUUUUUGAUGGAUGGUAAACAGGGGCCUCUGCCAUGUCUUGCUUGUGGCAGGUCUUCAAAAGAUUUUCCAGAUGUGCACAGUCUUAUCAUGCACGCAUACAACUCGGAAAGUGCUGGCUCACUUGUGGAUCAUCUGGCCUUUCACAAGGCUUUGUGCAUUCUGAUGGGCUGGAACUGUUUGAUGCCUCCUAAUAACUCGAAAGCCUAUCAGAAUCUUUCUGCUGAUGAUGCAGAAGCAAAUGUCGAUGAUCUGAUUGUGUGGCCACCUACUGUUUUAAUUCAUAAUACCAUCACGGGGAAAGGUAGAGAUGGACGCAUGGAAGGUUUAGGAAACAGAGCAAUGGAUAGUAUUCUUAGAGAUAUUGGAUUCACUAGUGGAAAGUCGAUGUCAUUGUAUGCAAGAGAAGGUCAUCUUGGCAUGCACGUUGUGAAGUUCGCAGGUGAGGAAUCGGGGCUCUCGGAGGCUCGGAGGCUUGCUGACUAUUUUGAGAGGCAGAAACAUGGGCGGAAGGACUGGGUCCGUCUGCAACCCUUAACACUUGCCAAGGAUGACGAGAAGAACCCAAACCUCGUGAAAUUGGAUCCCAAAACCGGAGAGAAAAAGAGGGUGUUUUACGCCCAUCUAGCCACUGUUGCCGAUCUAGACAAGAUCACUUUUGAGCUCAAGAAGAAGGUCUCGAUUGUGAGCGCCCGGGAAUUCGCACAACGCACGUGAUCCUUGCCUCGUUCGUGUAAAGAAGGAACCAAGAAUUGCUUCUGAUCUGAUAACUUUGAGGGCUCUCUGCCGUAUCCGAGUAAGUUUUUCGUGUCGAUUGAUCCUUUCUUUCUUGAUUAGUACAAUUUGUGCGACAGAAUUUGAGGUUAAUUCCAGUCUUGAGAAGGCUCUUUCUAUGCACAUAAUAUCUAUUUAGAGCUAAGACAAGAACACUAGCUUGUAAUAAUGUGAUUCAUAACUUGUCUUGGACAAAGAUUGAUGUGGGAUAGUUGUUCCAAAUUUGAACUUAACUUUUGUUUCUAUUUUGUAGAAACAAUUGUUUUCCAUCC
This is a messenger RNA of Salvia miltiorrhiza (redroot sage), 1829 nucleotides long. RefSeq lists its product as uncharacterized. The record is from RefSeq and is a predicted model, not a curated record. The transcript is spliced from 4 exons. Gene Ontology annotation, biological process: regulatory ncRNA-mediated gene silencing. Lineage: Eukaryota; Viridiplantae; Streptophyta; Magnoliopsida; Lamiales; Lamiaceae. Bases 1 to 1500 code for a protein of 499 amino acids.